Molecule: messenger RNA, 924 nt
Organism: Spodoptera litura
Lineage: Eukaryota; Metazoa; Arthropoda; Insecta; Lepidoptera; Noctuidae
Biological process (GO): sensory perception of smell
Molecular function (GO): odorant binding
Source: RefSeq, a predicted model, not a curated record
UCGAUGUGUAGCCGUGUGUACGUCCCUGGCAUAUCAGGAGUUAAUGUAGUAUGCGGUGCCAAUUCCUCCAUUUCUGUACCUAAAAUAAAUCCAAUCAUGUUGUAAAGGAAACAUCAGCAUUGUUUAUAUUUCUAUUGUUAUCUCUUAAUGGAGACGUAAUCGAUUUGUCUCCGUGUCGAAGCCUUGUCUGCACAGGAUAUUGGUUUUCUUUAAGUUCCUUUUGUUUUAGUAUAAAACCCACCAAAUGCAACAAUGAAAUAUCAGUUGUUUCUCGAAUUUCAUUGUGAUUUACAACUUAGAAUUACCUACUUAACAAUGUUCAACUCUGGUGUUGUGUUUUGUAUUAUUGUUGCGGUGUUCCUAAAGAAUGCUUCGGCAAUAACUGAUGAGCUGAAAGCUCACAUAGAAGCAAAGUUCUUGACAGUCGGAGCAGAAUGUAUCAAAGAACAUCCCUUAACAAUUGAAGACCUGUCUGCAUUUAAGAACAGAGUUUUCCCUGACGGCGAAAAUGCUGGAUGCUUCUCAGCUUGUAUUUUCAACAAACUUGGAUUGUUUGACGAUAAAGGUACUUUGUCCCACCUGACAGCGCUGGAAAACGCUAAGAAAGUAUUUAAAGAUCAAGGAGAGUUGGAAAGUAUUGAGAAAUUUCUCACCACUUGUGCUAAAGUAAACGACGAAGAAGUAUCUGAUGGAGAAAAAGGCUGCGAGAGAGCAAAAUUGGCAUACAACUGCUUCAUUCAAAACUAUGAACAACUCGGAUUCGACCUUGAGUUUUAAAGGAAUCGCGAAGACAAUUCCUCAACUGCUUCCAAUUACCUACACGUGGAUGCACUACAAAUAUUUGCACCCUUAUGUUUAUAUGCAAAAAGGUUUAAUAUAAUAAUGUUAUGUGUUAGAGAGCUAGCAUUAGUAUUACAUCACGGA